Messenger RNA from Penicillium soppii, 1434 nucleotides. Its product is annotated as alpha/beta fold hydrolase. The record is from RefSeq and is a predicted model, not a curated record. Bases 1 to 1434 code for a protein of 477 amino acids. The transcript has 3 exons. Lineage: Eukaryota; Fungi; Ascomycota; Eurotiomycetes; Eurotiales; Aspergillaceae. Gene Ontology annotation, molecular function: hydrolase activity.
AUGGGCAAACCUGUAGCUCAAGCCUUGACCCGGACCAUUGUGUUUGUUUAUGGCUUUUUCACAAUCGUCCUCUACGGACUGAUAUCCUUAUCCAAAGGCACUUAUUUCAAGCGGCCCACAGAAAAGGAGAAAUUGGAGCUCCAGCUCGCCCGUGAUCGUAUCUGGAAUCUUUCCAAAGACUAUGAGGGUCUUUCGCACCACAUCUUGACCCUGCAGAGCGGUUUCAAGUUUCACUUUGUUAGCAACGAUAUCCCAAAUACGCCGGAGACAAUCGGCUCCAAUAAGCCGUUGGUUAUUUUCAUCCAUGGAUUUCCUGACAGCUGGGCUAUCUGGCGGCAUAUCAUCAAGAAUCCGGCUCUGCAGAAGGAGGUCUCGGUCGUUGCAAUUGACCUCCCCGGAUAUGGAGGAACCGAGAGCCUGGAUAGAUACUCGGCGACCAACGUGUUGGAGAAACUGACUGAGCUGAUCGUCACCCUACGAACUCAAUAUGGCGUGGACACGGACAGCGAGAGUAAUACGAAGAAGACCGUGAUUGUCGCCCAUGACUGGGGCUGUGUCUUAUCCAUGCGACUCGCUGCCGAGGCGCCAUCUCUGGCUCAUCGCUUCAUCCUGUCCAAUGGACCCUCGAUGAAAUUGGUUGAAUCAAACAUCCGCCGCAUACUCUUCUCAUCUAAGAAGAUGCUCAGCAACGCCUGGCGCGCACCGCUUCAAUCGCGCGUUCCCCUACUGCAAGCACUACGAACCAUCUCCCCACUACUACGCCAAAUCGGCCUCUCUGGCUACAUUUUCGCCAUGCAGCUCCCCAUCCCGCUAGUCCACUACUUCCUGACUGCCGGCAACCAGGCACUUUUGAAAUCCGUGCACAUCAGAUCAUUCGGCAGCGCCGAGUUCAGCGCACACGACGUCGCUGAGAGCAUGGCGAGCACGAUGGGGCCAUCCGUCGCCGAAUCAAAAACCGUAACCGCCAACGGCGAUUCCUACCCCACCACCUUGCAAGACGAGCGCGCCUUCGCACACGUCAUCCACAUGGCGAACUAUUACCGCCACAGAGCGGCGUUUUCCCGCUGGAACAAGUCUAUCGAGACGGUCGCCAGUCUGCACGGUCUUGCCUCUGGAACUGCGCGAGCAAGCAGCGGCGCCGGUCUAUUCGAUGAAGGCCCGCCUGGCGCGCUCAAGGCCUGCACGACCAUUUUCUGGGGUAAAAAUGAUAUCGCUCUCGAUCAGAGAAUUUGUCUGGAUGGGAUGGGUGAUUACCUGGUGCAGGGAUCUCAGGUGGUUCUGCUCCCGCGGACGGGCCAUUGGACUCCGGUUGAGACGGAGAGUCGCGCGGCGCUGAUCAAGGCUGUGGAGUGGACUGUGCAGGGUGAGAAGGGGAGUAUUGGAAGUGCACUUGAGACGUCUUAUCCUGGUGUCCAAGUGAGCUUCUCGCGAUAA